GAGAGGAGGCAAACAAUAGAGAAUCAAAGCAUAAUAAUAUCCCUAAAUGAAGAGGGAAAUGCUGCUCCGCUCAUUUUAUUAAUCAGACUGUCAAUUCCCCCCCAAGAGGCCAAACCCAAGAGCGAUCUGAAACAGACUCGGAGAUCAAACCAGGGACGCGCACCUCGCUCCUCACUCCUCUCUUCCCUCUCCACUUGGAUAUUAUUCGUCUGACCGAAGGCCGCCUCCAUCAUCAAGUGACAGCCCUCUCCUAUUUAUUUGCUUAUAAACCUGUUACAAUAAAUGAUCAUUGGAGCAGCGUCAGCCCAGCAUUUUAACAACGGACAUCGAGCACUUUUUUGAUGAAUGACUUUUUUUCUUCUUCUUCUUCUUCUCCCCUCCCGCUGCUGCAUGUGAGGAAGGAUGCGCGCCUGCGGCUCGGUUGCAUUCAGAUUCUUACAAUUUUUUGCGUCUUGCUUAUAAAACGGUUGAUCCAGACACGGUAAAGCAGAGUUCCACGCGGAUUUAGCUCUGACACAACUCAUUUGUGCGCCAGCCCCAUCCCUGGACAAGUGUUGUGUCUUAGUGCCUUUUCCUCCCCUUUCUUUUUCUUUUCUUUUUUUUUUUUUUUUUUUUUUUUUUGGCACGGCUUAAUGAUGGAGAGGAUAAGAAAAGAGAUGAUAUUGAUGGAGAGGGGUCUGCACAGUCCUGUUGCGGGGAAGAGGCUCGGGGACGCGCCGGGAAAUUCAGUUCUGGAGGCCCUGGAAAACUCCCAACACGGUGGACGACUCAGUCCGAGAAUAACCUCGGCUUCCCUUCAUGGGAAUCUCGGGGACAUCCCGACGAAAGGCAAAUUUGAAAUAGAAAGUCUUUUCGGGACGCACCACGGCAGCGAGAACGCCUCUUCUGCGGAGAUUUCAUCGUCGGAGAGCAGAAAGAAAAUGAGUCUUUACUCCGAAGUUUCUCAAGAAUCAGACAUAAAUAGUGAUGUGGAGGUGGGAUGCCCUGCGCAUCGCUCGCCGAGCCAGCACAAGGAAAACAACAAGGUUUUUUCUGACAGUAAUUCAGCGUCCUCCAACACGAGCUCGAACUCCCUCACGAACAUGAACGGAAACUCGGCGGGAGGAUCCAACAAUUCCAACACCGACCAGGUCAGGAGGUAUCGGACUGCUUUCACCCGGGAACAGAUCGGGAGACUGGAAAAGGAGUUUUAUCGGGAAAACUACGUUUCCAGACCGAGGAGGUGCGAAUUAGCCGCAGCGCUGAAUCUGCCCGAAACGACAAUUAAGGUGUGGUUCCAGAACAGGCGGAUGAAGGAUAAGAGGCAGCGCUUGGCCAUGUCCUGGCCCCAUCCUGCAGACCCCAGCUUCUACACUUACAUGAUGACGCAUGCGGCCGCCACAGGAAGUCUACCAUACCCCUUCCACUCGCACAUGCCUCUGCACUACUACCCGCACGUCGGCGUCACGGCGGCAGCAGCGGCCGCCGCGGCCACCGGAGCCGCCUCUUCACCCUUCGCCACGUCCAUCCGGCCUCUUGAUACCUUCCGCGCCCUCUCCCAUCCAUAUUCGCGGCCAGAGCUCCUGUGCAGCUUCAGACACCCGGGACUGUACCAGUCGCCCGCGGGCCUAAACAGCUCGGCUGCGGCCUCCGCGGCGGCGGCUGCGGCUGCGGCGGCGGCUGCGGUUAGCGCUCCGUCCGCCUCCGGGCCCUGUUCGUGCUUGAGCUGCCACAGCAGCAGCCAGGCCGCUAGCGCGCUGGGCUCCAGGAGCGCCGGCGCUGACUUUACCUGCACGGCUUCCACGCAGAGAUCAGAGAGCAGCUUUCUGCCGUAUUCCGCCGCUGUUCUCAGCAAGACCUCAGUCCCAUCACCUGAUCAGCGAGAGGAGAGCUCACUUAACAGAUAACUGGUCACCCUUGCCUCUGUUUUUAAAGACACGUGUGCGUCAAGCGUUGUAAACAGACACAUUGUUUAAGUAUUAUUUCUAAAAAAACAACAACAGCAACAGCAAGAGUGGACAUCAAACAUUGCUAUUCAUAUAGCCAACAGUUUUCAAAAGAUGUGCCCCUGUCAUGAGAGUAGACCAGUUUUUCUUGGCUGGUUAUUUCGCCCUUCCACCAUUUUUCUUUUUUUCACUUUUGCUGUUUUGGUUGUUUCGUGCCCAACAUUUUUAUCUUCCACGGGAUGUUUCGUGUUGACCCCGAUUCCAUUCCUUCCUGCUUUGAGAAGAGAUGAUUUAAAGGGGGUUUUCUUCAGUCUGCUCCUAUGUAUUUGUAAGGGAAUGUGUUAUGAUUCAGUUUAAAAAUAUCUGCCAGCAGGAGGUCGUUCAGAGAUAUUUCGGUUUGAUCCGAGUCAAAAUCUGCAAUAUUGGUUCAGAUACAGAUCAAAAUCAAAAUCAGUGAUAUUAAAGGGUUCCAAGAAAUAUUUUUAAAAAUAAUAUAACAUGUUGAAAAAUGUAUUCCCAUUACCUCCAUUUUGCUUAUUUCACUUCAACGACUGCAUAUGAGUUUAGUUUUGUUCGUAGUUAAAUAUUUUUUAUUAGGGGAGAUAAAAAUGAUAACGAUUCUCAAAUUUCCCGUAUUCUUUAAUUCAGUGUUAGAUUAUUAGCUAAAGACGUCCUAUUAACACCCUGUUGGAACAUAAAACCCAUUUAGAUUCGUUUCUAUCCCCUUUUAAAGACCAGAUUAUUCUUAGAAAAUCUGAAAGAGUAUCUGAUGAAAUCCAAACAAUUCGACGCAACCUUCUGCACUGACUUAACGACAUAUGACCACAUCUCCUUAAAGUAGAACAAAGAAAAUAGCUUUAAAUAAUUGGCUGUUAAAGCGACAGAAAACUUCCAUCUGCUGGCUUACAAAUUGAUGUGCUCACUAAAGGAGAGUCCCUUGAGACAAUACUGUUUCGUAGCCUCCCAUCACCCUCCCAAAAAAAAAGUUGCAUACAAAACGAACAAAAUGAGAAAAGUAUUGAAUGACGAAAUUACUAUUACUCGGACUGGAUUACAUAUGCAUUGGAGUCAUAGUCAAUGGAAAUAUGAGGGAGGUAAAAUCUUACAUAUCUCUAUGAAUUACACAAGAAUUAAAACAUCCAUAAUUCUUCCCAGAAACACCCACCUGGAGAAAUUAGCUAAAAUGCAGCAACUCGUUUAACAUUUUUAUUUUUCACAAAAAUGGAAGCAARUAAAUAAAUAAAUAAACGGUAAUAAGUGAURUAAGGGGCGAACUGACUCAGUUCAAUAAAACCUUAUCCACAGAAAUGAACUGAUUUGCAAAUGGAAGGGAACCCGAUUGACUUGUCUGGGUACGAAAUGGACGUAGGAACUGGCAAAGUGACGAAUUGUCUUAUUACAAACAAAAACAACCCCCCUCUGUUUAAUCACUUUACAUCGGCUUUUUCAAUCAGGGUGCCAUUUCAUACUAAUGGACUCCUACAUUUCUAAGGUUUGAAAAUCAAACUUUUACCUGACUUUUUACGUCAGCUUCAAAGUACAUUCCGUCAAACUUUAAAAAGCAGAAGGCGUUUUUAUUAUUAUGUUUAGCUUGGUCCAUCUUUCUUCACUAAGGCCUCUAGCAGACUGAUAUUUUGGCAGCAAUAUAGCUUCUCCAACACCCAGUCUCUGCUCUGUAGGGACGUCCCUAAUCAGCUAGAAGGUGCAUAUAAUUUCACAUCGCGACUUCCGUGUCAAUUUUUAUGUUAAUAACGAGAGGAUCAUGACAAAAAUUGCCAAUCAUCGCACCUAGAUGGAGCUCCUUUGAAUACACGGCCGCAAGAAAAGUUCGUCGUUUUGAGACCCGCUGUCAAGUGCUAACAACCCGCGGAGGGAAGUCAUUAGACAUACAAAAGAGCUGGAACAAAGCGACACUCCUGGCACCCUGUACGAGGAGACCGGCUGACACAUGGAGGCUUUAAAAUGUUUCAGAUAAAGCAGCUUUCCAAGAGCUCCUUGAAUAAUCUGCUGCUCCAACCAAGGRGGGUGGGGGGGGUGGGGGGGUGAACUGGAUUUACACAGCAGGACCUGCUUUAUUUACAUUACCGAACCUCAUUACAUCAGUCCAGUAUAUAUAUAAUUCCUAUAGGACCUGUUCUGCACACACAGUGAUGGGACUGGACUCCGAUCAGAUGGCCCCACAAUGUUUCACAACGUGUCUGCACCUGUAAAAAAAAAAAAAAAAAAAAGA
Molecule: messenger RNA, 4155 nt
Organism: Poecilia reticulata (guppy)
Lineage: Eukaryota; Metazoa; Chordata; Actinopteri; Cyprinodontiformes; Poeciliidae
Gene: evx2
Product: even-skipped homeobox 2
Biological process (GO): regulation of transcription by RNA polymerase II
Cellular component (GO): nucleus
Molecular function (GO): RNA polymerase II cis-regulatory region sequence-specific DNA binding; DNA-binding transcription factor activity, RNA polymerase II-specific
Source: RefSeq, a predicted model, not a curated record